Molecule: messenger RNA, 1230 nt
Organism: Guillardia theta CCMP2712
Lineage: Eukaryota; Cryptophyceae; Pyrenomonadales; Geminigeraceae
Exons: 5
Coding region: 1-1230 (409 amino acids)
Source: RefSeq, a predicted model, not a curated record
AUGCCAUACUUCAUUCCUCGAGGACAAAAGAAACAUUUCAACAAGAGCGUCGUGCCAGAUGAUCCGAAUGUGAAUCAGGGACUCCAUCAAUCAUCAGCUGCCACUAAAUCACUGCAAGGAAUCUCGAACAGAGCCAACUCUUCUAGCAACUUCGACCCCAUGCAUGUUCACCUUACCGGCAACUUCUCCUUGUAUGCCAGGAUUCCAGAACAGCAAACCCCUGCUUGCGCAGAACCUUCCGGGUGGAGGCAGUAUCAGUAUCGGAAGCAGACUCAAGCUGCUUCUCCUGACAGCGCCGCGACAAAGCCAACCAAACGGGGGGCUCCCAAGAAACGGAGGAGUCGAACGGCGUACACGAGGAGGCCGAGGAAGCCUCAGAUAGCCGUCCCAGCUGUGGGGGAGCAGCCAAAGAGGAAGCGAGGGAGACCCCGCAAGUACCCCAGACCUGAGGAAGCGACAGAAGCUGCUGCCGCCAUCCCCAGUGGCGGCAACGAGCUUGACGCACCUGGGAGGGUCGACGAGAGCGAGGAGGACAGGAGGAGGCGAUUUGCGAUCGAGACCAAGACCUGGAUUGAGGCAGCGAUAUGGCGAGAGGGACUGAGCUUGGACCUGAUCGCUGACAGCUCGGGAGUUCCAGUAGACCGGCUGCAGUUGUGGUUUCAGGACCCCAUGAAGAUGGAAAUCUUCACGCCGCACCUCAGGUCCUGGAUCCAGAGCUUCUUCGCUAACGCCGGGAAGUUCCGGUGGGAGAAGACAAAGCUCUGGCUCUCCAGCGUCAUGUGCUUCCACAACCUUGACAUCGACCAGAUCGCUGACAUCAUCGGCUUUCCGGCAGACAUGCUCAUCGAGUGGUUUCAAGUGCCCGACGCUCAUCGGGAGAUCACGCUGGUGAUCAGAGAGUGGAUGGUGUCGCUCAUAGAAGGCAACGGGCCCAACGUGAUGGACGGGUCCCUUCGACCUCCCUCUGCCGUCGAUCAGGACUCCCGCCCUUCAGACCUGCUCGCCUGGGACGUCGACGACGUCAAGACGUUCUUCAAGUCCUGCAAAUUCCCCGUGGAAGGCGUCGAGAGCGCCGGGAUCGACGGCAGAACGCUGGUGGAUGUCUUCCUGGACAGAGAGCGGCACCACGUCUUCACGUCGCCUCCUCCUCACGGCCUUGGGAUGACUCCCUUGCAGUUCCACUCUCGUUUCAUGUCGGAGAUGAAGCGGCACGGCAUACGACCACCAUGA